Laccaria bicolor S238N-H82 is the source of this 390-nucleotide messenger RNA. RefSeq lists its product as uncharacterized. The coding region runs from base 1 to 390 and encodes 129 amino acids. NCBI's taxonomy places the organism in Eukaryota, Fungi, Basidiomycota, Agaricomycetes, Agaricales, Hydnangiaceae. The record is from RefSeq and is a predicted model, not a curated record. The transcript is spliced from 6 exons.
AUGCCUCGCAAGCUUUCGUUGACGAUAGAAGAGAUUAAACACAUAUUAGGCCCAAACACUACCGAUGCAUUGGUGGAGGAUUGGAAGGCAAAGUUACGGAGAAUGAUAGGCGACUAUUUCGAUUUAGACAGGACAUACGGUGAUCAGCCUGAACAUGAAGCCAUGGCUGAUGAAGAGCUAGCCGUUUUAUAUCCCAUGUUAUACGACGAAGCGGAUGUCAACGUUGCUCUUCAAAAGGAAUUGGCUCACAUGUACAUGUCCAAAAUUUUCGGCAACAAUAGAUAUCAGAAGUUGCGUCGAGAUAGUAUGGACGCAUCGGUGAAAUGUGUUGUUCAUUCAUCCAAGAACAAGAAAAGGGUAUAUGCAAAUCGUUUGAACUCAGUGGGCUGA